AUGGCCUCUGUAUCGUCCUUGGACAAGGAUUUGCGCAAAUUGCGCCUCGACAAGUACACACCGGCUGCUGCAAAAGAAGUCAGCAGUUGGAUCGAAGGGGUCUUGGGUGAAAGACUACCAGCAGGCGACUUGCUGGAGGGACUGAAGGAUGGCGUUGCACUCUGCAAGUUGAUCAAUCUCGCGGUACCACCACCAGGCGUCAAAUUCAAGAAGUCGGCCAUGCCAUUCGUACAGAUGGAAAACAUCUCUCACUUUCUGCGCGCCUGCAAACAACCUCCUCUCAACCUUCAAGACCACGAUGUCUUCCUGACCGUCGACUUAUUUGAACAAAAAGACCCUGCCCAAGUGCUCCAAUGCCUGGGCGCUUUCAGUCGAGCCGCGAACGCAGCAAACCCAGCCAAGUUCCCGACGGCAAUCGGAAGCCGGAGCCGGGGAGGAGUGAUGAGUCCCCAAGGAACUGGUCGCGGAACCCCAUCGCCGACAAGGUCGCGCGGAUUCUCCAAUGCAUCAGGCUUCGGCUCGCCUCGGCCUACUCUGACCAGCGCCAAGACCGGAGACUCCGGCUCGGGUCGCUGGAGCCCGACUAAACCUACUUCCCCAGUUACCAGCUGGAGCAGAAAGGAACACGAAGGCGCCACGUCUCCCGCUUGGAACAUCGCCCAAUACGGCUAUAUGGGCGGUGCCAGCCAAGGAAACCUAGGAAUCUCAUUUGGCAGUCGGAGGCAGAUCACGAGUGCUGGCCCUGCAGUGCCUAGUUUGGCCGAGAAGGAGCGCAUUCGAAAGGAGAAAGAACUCGAGGAGGAGUAUCAGCGCCAACAGCAACAGCAAGAGGACGCGGAAAGGCGUAAGAAACUGGAGGACGAACGCGAGGCUAUGCGAAAACAAGAAGAAGAGGAAGAACGACUACUGAAAGUGAGGCAAGCGGAAGAGGAUGCCAAAGCGGAGAAGCUUGAGUGGGACAGGCAGGAAAAAGAAUGGCGUGCGAGGGACGAGGAUCGCCGCAAGAAGGAGGCUGAAGCUCAAGCACGCUUGAACGAAGAGCAAAGCCGUCUAAGGAGCAAGAGCGACGCACGACUCCGGGGCCAGUUUCUGAGCCAAUAUCAGUCUGAGCAGGGCAUCAAAGCACAGAAGACUGGAGCCGAUCGGAUUGCUGAACUGGAGAGAGAGCUCGAAGAGGCCAGGGAACGCGAAAGGCAGUAUGAACUUGAACGCCAGGGACGAACGGGCAGGACACUGGCCGUCACCAAAGACCCCAAGGAACGCGUUCGGUCUAGGAGCCGGCCUUCCGAUGGAACCCCUAGCCGUCAAGACUCAUGGUCCAGAAAUGAGCGUGAGGUUCUCCAGACGGCGUGGUCGCAACAUCAAGACUCGCAUCAAGACGACGAACCCCCCGCGCCGCCACCAAGAUCGCCGAGACCUCUCCCCGAUCCGAUGGCGGUCGCUUCGCCUCCUCAAAAGGCUGUAGCGCAUACGACUGGUGGUCGGCCCCUCCCGGAUCCUGCUGCUUAUCAGGCGGCCGCGCGGGCCCCGCCUAGCCGAACUGACAGAUAUCUCAACAACAACGCAGCGCCUGCGCCAUUGGUCGCCAAGCAGACAUACUCACGCGAGCUUGGCGCUACUGCCGAGCAAGAUAGCGAGGACCGUCGGCGUGCUCAAAGUCAGACCAAGACUAAGGCGGGUGGUUGGGCUUCAAAGUCGCUGCUCGAGCGAGAGAUGGAGAUGGAACGUGAACGCCAGCGUGAGUGGGAGGAGUCCCAAAAAGAGACGGCCAAGGCGGUUCCCAGUGGCAACGGAGUUGACGGUAUCGGCGGUGGCAUUGGAGGCCGCUGGGAUGUGAGCCAGUGGGCGGGAUACACUGGGGGAGACAACCAGAAUCGGGGUGCUCAGGGCAUCGGGGCGGGUCGUAGACAGAUUGUCGGGCCCAGGCCGCUGCCCAAUCCUCCUCGGUAA
Messenger RNA from Colletotrichum abscissum, 1950 nucleotides. RefSeq lists its product as uncharacterized. Gene Ontology annotation, biological process: actin filament organization. Gene Ontology annotation, cellular component: actin cytoskeleton. The transcript has 2 exons. Lineage: Eukaryota; Fungi; Ascomycota; Sordariomycetes; Glomerellales; Glomerellaceae. Bases 1 to 1950 code for a protein of 649 amino acids. The record is from RefSeq and is a predicted model, not a curated record. Gene Ontology annotation, molecular function: actin filament binding.